AUGAAUGAUGUUAAAUUCGAAGUAUCCUUUCUAUACAUUGCUUGGGGUGACAUGACUUUGACUGUCGAAGCUACAAUUAAUAAUAUUCUUCUUAUUGGAUCCGUUGUAAAAUAUUUAAACAUUGUUAUAAAUAACAACAAGGUGAAAAAUUUAUUAGAAAUGAUGGAGGAUCAUUGGCAACUCUUUCAAAGCAAAUGCGAGCUUCAUGUUUUGAGAUAUUAUGGUAACAUUAAUCAGCUAGUGACAAAAUAUUAUUCAGCAUACAUUAACAUAAUAGUUGCAGUGUUUUUCUUAAUACCGUUAAAGCCAAGAAUUCUAGAUUUGAUAAUACCAUUGAAUGAGUCACGGCCAUAUAUAUUUAUUUGUGGGGGAGAAUGGGGAGUAGACAAAGUGGAAUAUUAUUAUCCAAUUUUAUUCCAUUGUUUAAUUUGUAUUAAUGGUACUAGAUGUAUGGUGAAUUGUGAUACCAUAAAUAUAGUGUGUGUGUUACACAGUUGUAGUUUAUUUGAGUCUAGGUAUCCGUCUUGA
Molecule: messenger RNA, 528 nt
Organism: Nylanderia fulva
Lineage: Eukaryota; Metazoa; Arthropoda; Insecta; Hymenoptera; Formicidae
Source: RefSeq, a predicted model, not a curated record